Cetraspora pellucida is the source of this 939-nucleotide messenger RNA. NCBI's taxonomy places the organism in Eukaryota, Fungi, Glomeromycota, Glomeromycetes, Diversisporales, Gigasporaceae. The record is from the annotation of a GenBank genome assembly.
AUGGUAUAUGCAAACGAGUGGUUAAAUAAAAAAAUUCCGACAGAUGAAAGGAAACGAGAAACAACUCUUUACGUCUACGGCAAAUGUCAAUGUCGUACACUUAAAAGUACGACAAUUUUCGGUCAGCCUGUAACAACAUCGACUGGGGUUGGACUUUUUGGGUCAUUUCCCGUAGAGUCAUCACCACCCGGAUUUGGAUUUAGAUCCGUAAAUAUACCAUCUUCUAAAACUGAAUUUGGAUUUGGAACUCCCGUAAAGCCAGUUGGAUGUCAACAUUGCAACAAUAACGACCAAAGUAAUUGUUACACCGCUCCAGAUUAUUGCUUUUGUAAUGUCUUUUUGGAAGGAGAGUUAGAUCUUAAUGACUUUGUUAAUUUGCAAACGCUAUGCAUUGAAGGUAUUGAGCAAAGCAGUGACAUACAACAAAAGUUAACUAGGUUGAAGAUGGAUAAAUGUAUUAAGUUAACUGAAAUUACGAUUAAUCAUACAACUCUUGGUUAUUUAAGUUUAGGCAGUAAACCAAAAUUGCAACGCACUAAUUUCGUUGGCAACAAACGACUUAUUUUUUGUGAUAGUGUAUUAAGAAAUCAAGUAGAAAGAUUAACCAGCUUGAUCCAAGCUAUUAAAAUUAUUAAUCUUGGUGAUUUAAAAUUAGAGCUUAAGAAAAUAGAAGAGGAGAAUUUAGAUUACCAGUUAGAUGCUAUUAAUAGUAAUCUGGAUGAAAAUAAUCAGAUGUGGCUGGAAAGUUUAGUAGAAGCACAACAAGAAGUUUUACAGACUAACAGUGCCUAUGCCCGUAAGCAAUUAGAAAAAUGUAAAAAAAAGUUGACUGAGGUGCUAACUGAUGAAGAAAUACAAGAUAUUUUGGGUAAAAAGGUAGAAAUUAAUGAGUUGGAAACUCAAUUGAAUAAUAUUAACAAAUUAUCACUAAAUGAUUAA